This is a messenger RNA of Strongylus vulgaris, 309 nucleotides long. The record is from the annotation of a GenBank genome assembly. NCBI's taxonomy places the organism in Eukaryota, Metazoa, Nematoda, Chromadorea, Rhabditida, Strongylidae.
AUGAUAGAAGAUAUUAAGAGCUUUGGUGUUUGGCCAAUUCUUGAAGGAGAUGAGAAGUGGCGAGUGAAAAACUUCGACCUAACGUCAUUGCUGAUCCAUGCGUCACAAAUUCGUAGCGUCGAUGUGUUCAUCUCCUACGAUAUCGCUCUCGACAACAAAAACGUUUCUCGCCGUAUCAUCAAGGUUUGCGAAAGGCUUUUCUUUUGUUUACUCACUGAGCGAGCAUUAGAUAUUGAUACCGUAACUCCAGCUUACUUGCCUGUAUUCUUCGCAGAAAUGCAAGCUUUUGCUUAUGUUUGGUCGCCUUAG